Kwoniella botswanensis is the source of this 816-nucleotide messenger RNA. RefSeq lists its product as uncharacterized. The coding region runs from base 1 to 816 and encodes 271 amino acids. Lineage: Eukaryota; Fungi; Basidiomycota; Tremellomycetes; Tremellales; Cryptococcaceae. The transcript has a single exon. The record is from RefSeq and is a predicted model, not a curated record.
AUGAUAUCACAAGAAGAGCCGAAAUGGGUGGAUAUAAAUAGCACUGUGAUCAUCGAAGAAUCCUCGUUGACGAAACCAGCUAACAUCGACAAGAUUCAUACAUUCUAUACCGUAGUUCGAUUACUACCUCGUAACUACAUGAUGGAGCUCGCAUCCCGCGCUACCACUCAAUAUCCUUCUGAACUGGGGACCGGAAAGCCUGUAAUGUCUUCAGAGGCCUCAGAGCUCCAUCGACAGCUCACUGAAAUCCGUGCAGGGAUGAAAAGGUUCCAAGAUCUGUAUGCUAGUCAUACCGACCAAUUGACCAAGGCUGACAUCGAUACGAUAGUGGACGAACUGGUAAAGCUGCAACAGAGUGUGGAAUCGACUCAUCGAAGGAUGGACGAUAAAUCAGCUUAUAUCUACUCCUGCGUUGAUGAUCUCAUUGCAGGCUGCUCCAAAGCUAUAGUAGAGGCUAAAAUCGAAUAUAGGAUCAAUCAAGAUCCCUCUUUGAAGGAUGGUAGUGUCGAUUGCACCAGGAAUGUCUCUGAAGAUGACAAACAUGUGGUCUCAAGCCACAUCGCUCCCGUACUGGCUAACGAUAUUGAGACGAAAUUGACCACCUCUCAGCUAUAUGGGUGGUACAAUACUGAUCCCUCACAUGUACCCGACAUAUGGUCUAAAUUUGGACAAGAAACAAUCAAGGUUGAUACCUCGGAUGGUACUAAUUUCAAGUGCUACUUCGGUCCAGCUGACUAUAUGAUCACCGUUGACAACGGACAAUCUGGAGACGAGAAUCUCUUCCAUGCUGUGAAAGAACAAGACAGCGCCGGUUGA